ACAGUCAAGAGGGGCGCGAGAGACCCAAGGGAAGGGGCCGAAAGCCGCCUGAUUGACAGCCCGAAAUCUGAUCUUGUGAAAGAGACGUGGAGCCAAUGGGAGGCAGCGAUCCAUCAGUUUGGAUUGGAGGCCCCUGGAGGAGAAGUAGAGGAAAAACCACCGAAUUGAGCUCUGUCAGAGGCGCUUUCGGCUUCCAAGGGGAAGUGCUGGGCAAUAAUUAAUGUUUUUAUUAAAUUUGGAGGGAAUUUUUUGCAGCCGUUCGCCUAGCGUGGCCUUCAGGUUUAUAGAAGUCCAGAUUCCGAGGAAAUCUCCUGCUAAAUGCUCAAAAUAUAAAACACUGAGCUAAUAUUUGUGAAGAGCAGCAGAAUGGAUGGAUUUUAUGACCAGCAAGUGCCUUACGUGGUCACCAACAGUCAGCGUGGGAGAAAUUGUAACGAGAAACCAACAAAUGUCAGGAAAAGAAAAGUCAUUAACAGAGAUCUGGCUCAUGAUUCUGAAGAACUCUUUCAAGAUCUGAGUCAGUUACAAGAAACAUGGCUUGCUGAAGCUCAGGUACCUGACAAUGAUGAGCAGUUUGUGCCCGACUAUCAGGCUGAAAGUUUGGCUUUUCAUGGCCUACCACUGAAAAUCAAGAAAGAACCCCAGAGCCCAUGUUCAGAACUCGGGUCUGCUUGCAGCCAAGAGCAGCCCUUUAAGUUCAGCUAUGGAGAAAAGUGCCUGUACAGUGUCAGUGCCUAUGAUCAGAAGCCACAUGUGGGAAUGAGGCCCUCCAACCCCCCAACGCCAUCCAGUACUCCAGUGUCCCCACUACAUCAUGCAUCUCCGAACACAACACAUACUCCGAAACCUGACCGGGCCUUCCCAGCUCACCUCCCUCCUUCUCAGUCCAUACCAGACAGCACCUACCCCAUGGACCACAGAUUUCGUCGCCAGCUUUCUGAACCCUGUAAUUCCUUUCCUCCUUUGCCGACAUUGCCAAGGGAAGGGCGUCCUAUGUACCAACGGCAGAUGUCUGAGCCAAACAUCCCCUUCCCACCACAAGGCUUUAAGCAGGAGUACCAUGACCCAGUCUAUGAACAUAACACCAUGGUUGGAGGUGCAGCCAGUCAAAGCUUCCCCCCUCCUCUGAUGAUCAAACAGGAACCCAGAGACUUUGCAUAUGAUUCAGAAGUGCCUAGCUGCCACUCCAUUUAUAUGCGGCAAGAAGGCUUCCUGGCUCAUCCAAGCAGAACAGAAGGUUGCAUGUUUGAAAAGGGCCCCAGGCAGUUCUAUGAUGACACCUGUGUUGUCCCAGAGAAGUUCGAUGGGGACAUUAAGCAAGAGCCAGGAAUGUACCGGGAAGGACCCACAUACCAGAGGCGAGGAUCCCUUCAGCUUUGGCAGUUUUUGGUAGCUCUUCUGGACGACCCUUCAAAUUCUCAUUUCAUUGCCUGGACUGGACGAGGCAUGGAAUUUAAACUGAUUGAGCCUGAAGAGGUGGCCCGGCGUUGGGGCAUUCAGAAGAACAGGCCAGCUAUGAACUACGACAAACUUAGCCGUUCUCUCCGCUAUUACUAUGAGAAGGGAAUCAUGCAGAAGGUGGCUGGAGAGAGAUAUGUCUACAAAUUUGUCUGUGACCCGGAAGCUCUUUUCUCCAUGGCCUUUCCGGAUAACCAGCGCCCACUGCUGAAGACGGACAUGGAACGCCACAUCAACGAGGAGGACACGGUGCCUCUAUCUCACUUUGAUGAGAGCAUGGCCUAUAUGCCAGAAGGGGGCUGCUGCAACCCCCACCCCUACAACGAAGGCUAUGUGUACUAAAAUGAAUGACAGUCAAGCAGGGCACCCUGUGCUUCGCCUCUUUUUUUUUUUUUUUUUUUUUCAACUUAGAGUCACCGAACUCUCUUCAAUCUUUGUUUUAUUUUUGUUGUUUGUAUUUUAUUUUUUAAAUAAUAAUAAUACAAAAGGGGGCUUUUCCUGUUGCAUUAUUCUAUGGUCUGCCAUGGACUGCGCACUUUAUUUGAGGGUGGGUGGGUGUAAUCUAGAUAUUCAUUCUUUGUAACAGGAAGACGGAGGGUGAAUGGGCAGAGGGAACUAGAAAUUUCUUUUUACGUAGGCUUGGGAUGGGGUCCUACUGGUUUUAUGUAUGAUGAAGCUAUAUCAUGUUUGUUCGAUUUCAUAAUAACGUAAGAUAAUUUUCUCAGUAUCUACGGUACAUUUGAUUUGAUAUUGUGUAAAUACCUACUUGGAGACCAUUUGCCUUGAGCAUUUCCUCAUCAUUACUGAAGUCUUUGCAGGUGUACAAAAAAAAUACUGUAAAUGGCAGUUUAAUGUUAGAAAUGACUGUUUUUGCACCUCUUGUAAAGAAAAAAAAAUAUUUAGCAAUUGCAUUUGUUGUUCUUUCUGUUCCAAUUUGCUUUACAGAUGACUUGUGAAAGAUAAGCAUAAAUGUGGGCAAUUCUCUGAAAUUUGAGUAAUCACCUUGACUGUAAAUGAGGGGCACAGUUUUAGACUCUGGCUCCCACUGAGUCAUAGGCCAGUAGCAUUACAUAUAUCUGGUGCCAUCUUACUGUUUCAGUACAAAUACUGUCUUUUGAAUAUGUCGAUGCCCAUUUCAGUUAAAUAAUGACAUGUCAUGAUCCUUUGGAAUAUUCAUUUAAGUGUUAAAUCUGGGAUCACAAUGAAGCAAAAAAAAAGGAAAAAAAAAAAGAAAAAAAAAGAAAGAAAAAGAAAAAAAAGGAAAAAAGAAAAAAAAAGGAAAAAAAAUUUACCUGUCUCCUUUCACUAUCCUCCGUACAUAAAUACAUUAUUUAAUCAAUAAGAAUUAACUGUACUAAAUCACAUACAAUGCUGUUCUAGUUACAGCAAGCACUCUUUAAGAAAAAUAUCCACUACACUAAAUAGGUAUGAUAGUAAUUUUUAGACAUGGUACCCAUUGAUAUGCAUUUAAAUGUUUCACUGCUGUGUUCUGUUGAUAACAUAUAUAAAUAUUAGAUAAUGCUAAUGCUUCUGCUGCUGUCUUUUCUGUAAUAUUCUCUUUCAUGCUGAAUUUAAUAUGACCAUUUAUAGGCAAUGCAGUUAACUACAGAUAGCAUUCCAGGACAAAAUAGAUGACUCAAACCAUUUAUUGCUUAAGAAAUAGCUUACACCAUGCUAUGCUAUAAGCAGCUUUUAUGCACAUUGACAAAUGAGGAGUGAGCUUCAGCUUGCUAAGGGAAACUGUGGAAACCUUUGUAACUUUUGGGGAAAUGGGACAUUGUUUAUGAACUGUUAAAGAAUAUGAGGAAGUCUUUGUGUGAC
Phodopus roborovskii (desert hamster) is the source of this 3279-nucleotide messenger RNA. RefSeq names its product ETS variant transcription factor 1 (gene Etv1). Gene Ontology annotation, biological process: cell differentiation; regulation of transcription by RNA polymerase II. Bases 367 to 1800 code for a protein of 477 amino acids. Gene Ontology annotation, molecular function: DNA-binding transcription factor activity, RNA polymerase II-specific; sequence-specific DNA binding. The transcript is spliced from 14 exons. The record is from RefSeq and is a predicted model, not a curated record. Gene Ontology annotation, cellular component: nucleus. Lineage: Eukaryota; Metazoa; Chordata; Mammalia; Rodentia; Cricetidae.